AUGGUGUUCGAAAUGGAGUCCAUACAAGGAGGGUGGAAGAAGGGGGACUAUGAGAAGUUUCCUGACGACAGCAACUACCACUCGGACUCUGCUAUUCCUCCCCGCGAUUUUCAUGUGAAUCCUCCACAAAGAGUGCCAAUUCCUGUGCGCGCGCCCGUGCCAGAAGUUGUCACGAGGAGGUCAGCGAAGGAGACUUCUCGGAGGAAUGGUCCUGUUAAGAAAGACCUUCACUCUGCGUUGCUCCGUCUUGACAACGCAAGGGUGAGGAAGGCGCGUAAAAAGCACAUCGCCAGGGCCCAGCGAGAUGAAGACGAAGUGCGUCUGUUCCGCGGGACAGUCUCCUGCAUCUGCACAUGCAUGGAGCUGCAGACUGAGAAGUUACUCCCUGCUCUGAGGGAGGAGUUUGAGAAACGAUCAAGGACUCGGUCGGACAGCGACCUUGACUUCAAGCAAGCAGCAGGAGGUGUGCCGGAGCAAGCAGCGGCUAGCGGCAAGAAGGACAGUGAACAAACCCCUUUGCGGAAUUACCUCAAGGGAGAGUGGAAGUUUAAGAUGUACACUGACGUCCUGCAUGCUCAUGCGACGUUCGAGGCGGACGAGUUUGUGAAUGCUGCCAAGGCAGAGAUGAAGGGAGCAGCUUCCAAAACAAGAGAUAUCGAGAUGCAGACGUUGAGGAAGCUGAGGAAAACCUCGCAAGGGAACUCGCCGCCGGGUCACACUGUUGACAUGGAGGAGAAAAUCCUCUCACACCAGCACGAUAAGGACCUGAGCUCCGAGAACGACCCGCAGCUCUGGGCCCCUGUAGGCAGCGAAGGCCUUGAGCCGCCCCCGCUCGAGGGGAGGAGGAUAAAGCGAGUUGUGUCGAACCAGCUGGGUGAGGCGAUGAGCGACGGAGAAACUUCAGACGUGAUGCAAGCAGACGACGAAGAUGGGUACCUCCAAGAUGCAGACAGCUGGAUAUACCGAUGUCUUGUUUUCUGGGGAUUGGAGCCGGAAGAAGAGCAAUUCUUCAUCAAUUUCGUCAAGGAUUUUGAGGACGAUCCGAUCCCUGACGAGGGUCAAGAGAGAGAUGAUAUGACUUUCUUCUAUGGAACGCGCACUCGUUUGUACAAUGACCAGGUCCAACUCGCCACCAACAGUCCGCUCGAGAAGCUCUCAAUAUCGUUCGCACUCGCGCAGUCCACAAAACUGUCGGUUUUGGAGUUGCGGGUGGAAGAGACUUUUGAGAACACGAGAGCUUAUCCGCAGGAGCUUGCCGAGACUGGACAAAUCUCAUUGUCACAGGUCAAUCUCGAAUCCGACAUGCUCUCCACUCCAGACUUCUUCUGGGAGAACGACGAGUGGGAACCAAUCUUCCGCCAUGCCGGCAAGUACCUCGAAAUCGACGGGCGAGUUGGCGUCCUCAACAAGCGCAUGGAGGUCUUAGAUGGAAUGUUCCAGAUGCUCAAAGACCAGCUCGAGGUCCGCCAUGCUACUCGUCUUGAGUGGAUCGUCAUCUGGCUCAUCGUGGCUGAAGUUGGUCUCGAGCUUGUCUGGAACAUCCUCAUCCACGAUAUUUUGGGCUUCUUCAAUCGCUGCGACUAG
Guillardia theta CCMP2712 is the source of this 1584-nucleotide messenger RNA. RefSeq lists its product as hypothetical. NCBI's taxonomy places the organism in Eukaryota, Cryptophyceae, Pyrenomonadales, Geminigeraceae. The coding region runs from base 1 to 1584 and encodes 527 amino acids. The record is from RefSeq and is a predicted model, not a curated record. The transcript is spliced from 14 exons.